Callorhinus ursinus (northern fur seal) is the source of this 6716-nucleotide messenger RNA. RefSeq names its product pre-mRNA processing factor 40 homolog A (gene PRPF40A). Gene Ontology annotation, cellular component: U1 snRNP; U2-type prespliceosome. Gene Ontology annotation, biological process: mRNA cis splicing, via spliceosome. Lineage: Eukaryota; Metazoa; Chordata; Mammalia; Carnivora; Otariidae. Gene Ontology annotation, molecular function: RNA binding; protein binding. The record is from RefSeq and is a predicted model, not a curated record.
AGCCUCAGGUUUGUGGGGCGUACGUAACUCGGGCGGAGGGAGUAAAGGUGGCAGGCCCCAACUGCCCCACCCCCUACGGGGUGAGGUGGUCUAAGCUUGGGAAGCUGGGACACGGUUGUCUUCCCUUCCCCGGGGAAAGUUGGUGGAGUUUUCCCGGCGGAGGUGCAGAAACUUCCUCCGUCCCCCAACCCCCCCCCUCCAUGCAGGCGACGCCGAGUGAGGCUGAGGCUGGUGGCGAAUCGCUGCAGAGCUGCGUGUCGGCCGCGCACUCUGAUUGGACAGUGGGGAAGCCUGUCAGCUUAUUGGCCCCGCUGAUCCCGCCCCGUAGCGCAGGGCAGCCUUUAACCUUUGGCCCCAGCGGGCGCCAGCCACUCAGAUCGCUUCUUGUUGGUAUGUGUAGCGGCAGUGGCCGCCGGCGGAGCAGUCUGAGCCCGACGAUGAGGCCGGGGACGGGAGCGGAGCGUGGAGGCCUCAUGGUGAGUGAAAUGGAGAGCCAUCCUCCUUCGCGGGGUCCCGGGGACGGGGAGCGGAGAUUGUCCGGCUCAAGCCUCUGCUCCAGCUCUUGGGUCUCUGCUGACGGCUUCCUGAGGAGACGGCCCUCGAUGGGGCACCCUGGCAUGCAUUAUGCCCCAAUGGGAAUGCACCCUAUGGGUCAGAGAGCGAAUAUGCCUCCUGUACCUCAUGGAAUGAUGCCGCAAAUGAUGCCCCCUAUGGGAGGGCCGCCAAUGGGACAAAUGCCUGGAAUGAUGUCUUCAGUAAUGCCUGGAAUGAUGAUGUCUCAUAUGUCUCAGGCUUCCAUGCAGCCUGCCUUACCGCCAGGAGUAAAUAAUAUGGAUGUAGCAGCAGGUACAACAUCUGGUGCAAAAUCAAUGUGGACCGAGCAUAAGUCACCUGAUGGAAGGACUUACUACUACAAUACUGAAACAAAACAGUCUACUUGGGAGAAACCAGAUGAUCUGAAAACACCUGCUGAGCAACUUUUAUCUAAAUGUCCCUGGAAGGAAUACAAAUCUGACUCUGGAAAGCCUUACUAUUAUAAUUCUCAAACAAAAGAAUCCCGCUGGGCCAAACCUAAAGAACUUGAGGAUCUUGAAGGAUACCAGAAUACCAUUGUUGCUGGAAGUCUUAUUACAAAAUCAAACCUGCAUGCAAUGAUCAAAGCUGAAGAAAGCAGUAAGCAAGAGGAGUGCACCACAACAUCAACAGCCCCGGUUCCUACAACAGAAAUUCCAACCACCAUGAGCACCAUGGCUGCUGCAGAAGCCGCUGCCGCUGUUGUUGCCGCCGCCGCCGCCGCCGCUGCUGCCGCCGCCGCAGCCAAUGCCAGUGCUUCCACCUCUGCUUCAAACACUGUCGGUGGAACUGGCCCAGUCGUUCCUGAGCCAGAAGUUACUUCGAUUGUUGCUACCGUUGUAGAUAACGAGAAUACAGUGACAAUUUCAACUGAAGAACAAACACAACUUACUAGUACUCCUGCUGUUCAGGAACAGAGUAUGGAAGUAUCCAGUAAUACUGGAGAAGAAACAGCUAAGCAGGAAACUGUAGCUGAUUUUACUCCCAAAAAAGAAGAGGAGGAAAGCCAACCAGCAAAGAAAACCUAUACUUGGAAUACAAAGGAAGAGGCAAAGCAAGCGUUUAAAGAAUUAUUGAAAGAAAAGCGAGUACCAUCUAAUGCUUCAUGGGAACAAGCUAUGAAAAUGAUCAUUAAUGAUCCACGAUACAGUGCUUUAGCAAAGUUGAGUGAAAAAAAGCAAGCCUUUAAUGCUUACAAAGUCCAGACAGAGAAAGAAGAAAAAGAAGAAGCACGAUCAAAAUACAAAGAGGCUAAGGAAUCCUUUCAGCGUUUUCUUGAAAAUCAUGAGAAAAUGACUUCCACAACCAGAUACAAAAAAGCAGAGCAAAUGUUUGGAGAGAUGGAAGUCUGGAAUGCAAUAUCGGAACGUGAUCGUCUUGAAAUCUAUGAAGAUGUUUUAUUCUUUCUUUCAAAAAAAGAAAAGGAGCAAGCAAAGCAGUUACGGAAGAGAAAUUGGGAAGCCUUAAAAAACAUACUUGACAACAUGGCUAAUGUAACAUACUCUACUACCUGGUCUGAAGCCCAGCAGUAUCUGAUGGAUAAUCCAACUUUUGCAGAAGAUGAGGAAUUACAGAACAUGGAUAAAGAAGAUGCAUUAAUUUGCUUUGAAGAACACAUCCGAGCUUUAGAAAAGGAAGAAGAAGAAGAAAAACAGAAGAGUUUGCUGAGAGAAAGGAGACGACAGCGUAAAAAUAGAGAAUCUUUUCAGAUAUUUUUAGAUGAACUGCAUGAACAUGGACAACUGCAUUCUAUGUCAUCUUGGAUGGAAUUGUAUCCAACAAUUAGUUCCGACAUUAGAUUUACUAAUAUGCUUGGUCAACCGGUUUUUUCAUUAGGAUCAACUGCACUUGACCUUUUCAAGUUUUAUGUUGAGGAUCUUAAAGCACGUUAUCAUGAUGAGAAGAAAAUAAUAAAAGACAUUCUAAAGGAUAAAGGAUUUGUAGUUGAAGUAAAUACGACUUUCGAAGACUUUGUGGCCAUAAUCAGUUCAACUAAAAGGUCAACCACGUUAGAUGCCGGAAAUAUUAAGUUGGCUUUCAACAGUUUACUAGAAAAAGCAGAAGCUCGUGAACGCGAACGAGAAAAAGAGGAGGCUCGAAAAAUGAAACGAAAAGAAUCUGCAUUUAAGAGUAUGUUGAAACAAGCUACUCCUCCAAUAGAAUUGGAUGCUGUCUGGGAAGAUAUCCGGGAGAGAUUUGUAAAAGAGCCAGCAUUUGAGGACAUAACUCUAGAGUCUGAAAGAAAACGAAUAUUUAAAGAUUUUAUGCAUGUGCUUGAGCAUGAAUGUCAACAUCAUCAUUCAAAGAACAAGAAACAUUCUAAAAAAUCGAAAAAACAUCACAGGAAACGUUCCCGCUCUAGAUCGGGAUCAGAUUCAGAUGAUGACGACAGCCAUUCAAAGAAAAAAAGACAGCGAUCAGAGUCUCGGUCUGCCUCAGAACAUUCUUCUAGUGCUGAGUCUGAGAGAAGUUAUAAGAAGUCAAAAAAACAUAAGAAGAAAAGCAAGAAGAGGAGACAUAAAUCUGACUCUCCAGAGUCAGAUGCUGAGCGAGAGAAGGAUAAAAAAGAAAAAGACCGAGAAAGUGAAAAAGACAGAACUAGACAAAGAUCAGAAUCAAAACACAAAUCACCUAAGAAAAAGACUGGAAAGGAUUCUGGGAAUUGGGAUACUUCUGGCAGUGAACUGAGUGAAGGGGAAUUGGAAAAGCGCAGAAGGACCCUUUUGGAGCAACUGGAUGAUGAUCAAUAAAUUAUACCAAAUAUAUGUUUACAGUAUGAUUUAAAGUCUAAUUCAGACCAGGGACUCUAUUUUAAAGUUCAAUUGAAAUAACACUGGGUUUUAAUUAUAUCACAGGAAAAAAAAGUGCAUUUAAGUAUUGUUAUUGUGGACUUUAUAAAAAGCAAAGGAAAUUGAAAAUAACUUUUGAUUCUGUAUCAAGAAUCAUAUUUUCAUACGGUCAUAACUGUCUUUCUGUGACCCUUUCAUAGGGCACUGCAGGAUGGAUUAAAGGUGGCAAUUCACUGAUAACUGCAGAUGUCUCUACUUUGUUCUGAAGUCUAAGUCAUGAGGCGAUUUGAUUUACUUUAUAGAAGUUGGAUUUUGAAGAUAUAAUGAAAAUUUUUUUGAUAUUUAGUAGUACAAAAAAAGCACCAGCAACUGACAAAACUGCUUUUUUGUGCACUACCCAACUGGUUAAAGCUGAUACGAUCUUUUAUGGUGAACUCAGAAAUAGAUGUUCUUAACGGAAACCCGGUAGACCCUUAACUAUAGUGGUGCUAAUGAGCACUACUAUAAUAAAGCCACCAUUAUUUUUUAUGAAACACCUGAAUACAUUUUAAAAAAAGGCUGUUGUGAGGGCAUUAUUUUGAGGUGAUGUUUUAAAAGUUAACAUCAAAUCAAAUUGUAAAUUAGUUUAAAUAUAUUGCCUUAAGGACCUACUAAAGAAUGUGCCACCAAACUUUAAGUGAUAGUUGCAAUAUCCUUGUCUGAAACAGAAAUCAAUGUUGACUUAAACAUUUUCUUUAACAGUUGUUUUUUUUUUUUUUUUUAAUCCGAUCUUUUCUCUUUUUUUCAUUGAGGAAGUCUUUUACCUUCCCUACUCACUGAGAAGUAUUGACUUCGUGGUACACAUUCUAAAGCAUUUCUGAUUUGAAUAUUUUUGUACAUUUUUAUCAAUUAUUAAACCUUCUCUUCUAGCGUGUACUAGUAUUUAUUUCUACUUAAACUACUCAGCUCUAAAAUUGUAUGAUCAUUUAAAGAUACUAAAUCCUUGAAAUUUUGCUUCAUCUUACCCACAUAGCUAGGUUCCUUUCCUUUUUAAUAUUUAAUAUUAUAAAUCAGUACAUUUGAGGCCCCUGUAAUUUGUUUUUGAUCCACAAAUUUCCUAUAGAAAACUUUAGAGAGGCAAUGGUUUGAAGCUAGAAUACUCUUUACAUGCUAACUUUUGAAAGUUGGUAAUGUAAUUUAUACUAUUUUCCUUCAGUGCAGGAGAUUUUUUUAAUAAGUAAAUUUUAGCACAUAGUCUUUGGCAUUAGAUAUUUUUUUAUUUUGGACACUUCGAGCGAUCCUAUUUCAAGUUGGGAUUUGGAAGAACAAAACCUUCAUUUUAUUUUUCCUUCACCAUUCUAAUGAAUUUGAGAAGUUCAAAUGACCAGGACUGCUCUUUCCCCAUCCCUUGCUACUGUUUCAAUUAAAUCUAGCAUCCACUGUUGAAAGCCUCAAAAAAGAGGGGGGGGGGGGCGGGGAGUUAUUUCUAAACUUUUCUCUGCCAAGUCAUUUUCCUGCUGUGAAAACUGACAUGACUGUGGAAAAUGAGAAUCACUAUCUUAGAAGAUGUGAAGUAAUCAAGUUGCUUACUUGAGGUUAGUCUCAUUGUAUAUUAGAACCAAAAACUAUAACAACUUUGGCAAUAGGGAGUUGCCUAGAUUUAAUUUUCAGAGGUCUCAUAAUGAUAGUUAAUAUUGCUAAUCAUGUCAAACACUUGACAUGGAAGUCAGUGGCAAAAUCUUCAAAAUGCUUAUGAUAUUGGCAGAAAUAUUAGUGUGGUGUUUCAUAAGAGAUUUUAGAAUCUGUAAAAUUUUGUUUUAAUUCCAUGAAUGAUUUUUUUAAGUGCAACUUUAAAGUUUUAAUUUUUCUAUUUAAAUAAAAAGUUAUUGAUAUGUUUUAGCAUGUCCUCACAAUAGAUUUCUGUAUUUCUUAGAGAUACUGUCUUCACACCUCAAAUUCCUACAGUACAAAUUCAAGUUUCUCUAUAGUUCAUCCGUGAAAAUUAUUUGACCUUAAAACAGAACUGCUGAAUAAAUGGCAACUCAAAAUAUAACAGCAUUAUAAAAGAUGUAAUUGAAGUGACUAUAAUCCUUGUCUACCUUUAAUGAUCCCAUGAAGUGGGAUUUAGUUACCAAAAGGUACUGUACAGUCUGAAAGCACAGGUGAUGGAAAGAUUUUGUUACAAGAGUUCUAUGUGAAUAUUUUUAACCUAUUAGAUUAGGUUUCUAAAUUUUCAGUCUGGUAAAAGCUGAAAUGUCUUAGAAUAUUGGUUCUGUUAGAGUUAAACAGAAAUGUUCAAAGAGUUUGAACGAAUGUGUUCAAACAGGAAAGUGUGUUUAUUUUCAGAUAAGGGGAAGUUACACGUUUCAGUUAAGCAUCAGACUCUUCGGUAAAUGUUGAGGGUUUUACUUCCCUCUGUAUCUUAGUAUUAAUGAAUUAUUGGAUUAAAUUUACUAAUAGAUUUAUUAUCAUAAUAGUCAAAAUCAGAAUCUCCAAUAUUUGAUGUUUUUAUUUUCUCCCAGUCCAGUAAUUCCUGUAUGGGAAAAUUGAAUUUGUAUGAAAAGUCAAGUAUGAUGAAUCCUUUGCACUUUCCCAAGUUUAUUUAACGUAAUGCUUUUAAAUAAAAGCAAUGGUCCUUUUUUUUUUUUAAACACAGCAAGGCUAUUAUUUCAUUAUUACCCAAAGCAGCUUCAAAAAUAGAUUAUUCAGUGUUUUUCAACAAUAAAAACUUCACUGUUUAUGCCUCCCAGUAAAUUUGAAAAUGAUAUGUCACAGCUUGACUUCGCUAAUUGGGCCUCAUUUUAUACAGCUAUAAAAUAAAAAUGGCCUAGAGUAAGGCCUUAUUCAUAGUGGUAGAGUGAAGAAACUGUAAAAACGGAAACAUCUCUGUACAUUUUUCUGGAAAGACAGUCCAUAAUUUUUUUUUACCAAAGGGCCUGUAUUCUGUGUUAAGAAGCAUUUGCCUAGAUGAUCCUGGUUUUCUUCCAGUGUUAAUGGUCAACUCAGUGCUGACUAGGCAGCCACUUUUCUUUUUGCAUCCAGAAAGGGGUAGCCAUAUAGGUUUUUUGUUUUGUUUUUAAGCUUAGAUGCUAUUUGAGAGAGAACGGUUUCUAAUCAAAUAGUACCCAGGGAAGAGUGAUGAAUGCUAUAAGUUUAUAGAAUAUUUAAGAAUAUUAUGUAAUUUAAAUGUAAAUUACAAAAUAAGGAACCAAAUAAACAUUUCUAAAAGCAAAAUGAGGCAAAGCACAUUAAUUCCUUGUAUCUUAAAUCAGACUUUUCUUUUCCCUUGGGGAUGUAUCUCUCUCAGUAUCAGGUACAAUUUUAAUUCUUUUAUAUUCUCUAAGUAAACCACUCAUUUUAAAUAAAGGAAAAGCA